UUAGACGAUACAGCUUGGAAAGAAACUCGGAGCAAAAACAACCACGUUGUUGCAAGACGUUUUGAGGAUUGAGCAAAGCAUCUGGAAUUAUCAGAAAACUUGCAUGGAUAUGCUUACAUCGAUUUCUGUGAACGAUGACGCCAUGAAGAGAUGGAUCUUGUACCUAGAAAUUCAAGCACAGCAGCAGUACGAAGAACAAUUUAGACACUUAAAGGCAUUGUUUUCAAGCUGCUCGCCGUCGUUAGCUGAUUUCACUUGUGCAAUCUGUUUGUCUAUUUAUCACGACCCGACCAAGCUUCCAAGUUGUUCUCACAACUUUUGCAGGUCUUGCUUGGACCAGUGCCCUCCGCUAAGAAAGACGUGGGCCCCCGAUCAACCCCGAGCAUGUCCACUGUGCCGCACCCCAUUUUUACUAUCACAGUGCUGUGACGACACUGAAGUUGCCAAGGCACUGAAAGCGUUCUUUCCCAAGCAACUGAAAAAAAAGCAAAAGGAAUAUAGCAAAGAGCGUGUGCGUGAACGAUGGCAGCGGUUUUUGCGUGGAACCGUGUAUACAUCGUCUGGCGACACUCUAUAUACCAUCACCGGCUCUGUCAUCAUCGCAUGGCAUGAAAAUCCUGAAAGUGUAGACAGUGACCAAAGGGCUAGAGCUGAAAUUAUGAGCUUUGUGGCCUGGCCAUUCUAGUGGUGCAUUUUUAGCGUGUAAAAUUUUGUAGCAACAUCUCUCAUAUUAAUGAUAAAAAGAAAAAGUGUUCCCGGCAGAUUUUGUUUCCAGCGGGUCUUA
This is a messenger RNA of Umbelopsis ramanniana AG, 784 nucleotides long. RefSeq lists its product as uncharacterized. The record is from RefSeq and is a predicted model, not a curated record. The coding region runs from base 104 to 685 and encodes 193 amino acids. NCBI's taxonomy places the organism in Eukaryota, Fungi, Mucoromycota, Umbelopsidomycetes, Umbelopsidales, Umbelopsidaceae. The transcript has 2 exons.